This is a messenger RNA of Rotaria sp. Silwood1, 588 nucleotides long. Lineage: Eukaryota; Metazoa; Rotifera; Eurotatoria; Philodinida; Philodinidae. The record is from the annotation of a GenBank genome assembly.
AUGAUUAACAUAAAAACUUGUCUCUUCUUUUUACUCUUCGUAUCUUUGGCAGCUAGUUUGGACAAAAGCUUCGAACAACGUAUUGCUGCACUUCGAAGUCUUCUAGAAACAAGAGAAGAUCAUUUGGAAGAAUCUUAUCAAGAACGUCGACACCAUCAAGGAGAAACUCAACAAAGUAGACAUGCAAUUAAAUCAAAUCGACGAAAUUUCUUGAAAGAUAUUGGGGAUGAAGCAGAUAACGAUGAAAAUGAACAGGAUUUAGAAGCACGUGCAUCAUCAAACUCACAAACAAAUACCACAGGAAUUGUUAUAACUCUUCAAAAUCAUGCUGCAAUGGAUACUCGUCUUCGUGUUCUCUAUACAGAUCCUCAAUGUCAACCAUAUCUAGUGCAAAGUGACACAUUACUGACUCAUCAAACAAAAUCAGUAACAUUACCAUCAAAUGCUCAAAACAUAAAAGUUACUGUUCAAAAAGAUAUGUUUGCUAACAAUUGGCGUGAUGCUCAUACUUUUUCAAUGAAUGGUACUAGACUAUGUGUACGCAUUGUUGGUGUUACAGUAUCUUCAAAACUUCAUCCAUGCCAAUAG